This is a messenger RNA of Nilaparvata lugens (brown planthopper), 4197 nucleotides long. RefSeq lists its product as uncharacterized. The record is from RefSeq and is a predicted model, not a curated record. Bases 2125 to 3354 code for a protein of 409 amino acids. Lineage: Eukaryota; Metazoa; Arthropoda; Insecta; Hemiptera; Delphacidae. The transcript has 3 exons.
AGCAUAAUAUUACUAUGUUAAUGGCAAGCGAAUGAGCUUGGUGGGGCAUACAAUGUGGAAGAUGGACGGAUUCGAUCAUUUGAAGCCCGAGAAGGCAUCCAGUGGCCGGUGGCAGAAGAUUCUGGUGAGCGGAAAAAGAAGCAGACAAGAAUGACAGGAAAGAAUAACUGAUGGGCUUUCUCGUCAUUAAAAAAUGGCCGCCCCGAGGUUAAUAGGCGUCCGGGGCGAGAUUUUGAUAUGCGCCCCCCUCCCACCAGUAUAGCGCGGUGAGGUAGUAUUUAAAAGUAACGCCACAUAUCUCUUCAAAUUGAAAAAGAUUCAAUUUAUUUUCAAUUCAGGAAUAUCAACGAAAAUUUAAAAUUAAAUAGGUUUUAGCCUGCAGAAUACAAGGUUAAAGAGUAUAAAAUGAGAAGUUUUAUCAUCCAGCUUGGAACAAUGGAGCGACCAAUGACGACUUGCAGGUUGCAGGAGCACUGGGCGCGCACAGGAUCACUCAAUAACUGGAAAAAUAUACGCCUAUGCUUAGAGUGACUGUAGUUACCAAAGUUUAGUCAGUGAACGUCAAGUUUUUAUUGUUUAUGCCACAAUUCACACUACUCAUAUAAGUAACGAGUUAUACAUAGAAAUGGAUUGAUAAGAAAAUAGUUCAAGACUUUAAACGUGAAGGUGAAAUAAAGGUACUUGAACCGAUAAUGUCGGGGCGGUAAUCAUUAUACGACCGCGGCGCCCGGGGCGCCCUGCCCUUUGGGCGGCCCUGCAAAUAUGGAUCGGGUUUUUUAUUAAUUGAGGCAAACGCAUGCGGUGAAUUGAUCAAGGCAUGGCGUAGUGAGUGUGGUGUGUACCCAAUCAGAAGUCGACAUUUACCAGUACAAGAUUUUCGCGAAACGGUACGCAGAAUCUCACCAGAGUACUUGUACUUGAACGACGGUACAAUUCUAAAGCCUAUCCAACCAUCAGCAAUAAAAUUGGCAGAACACGACGAACAAUUGAAAAACAAUAGUCAGAAAUAUACUUCCACAUUUAUAAAUACGGACGCACACAACGAUACAGUCACAACAUUUUAUACGUGUGCUGCAAACACACAAAUUCUAUAUUAUAGUGAGUCGUUACUUCAACUGUUGGAAAGCGUUCAAGUGAAACACACUAACUUGCUCCAUAAACAUAAAGUGAAACCAGAUAUUAGUUACAAGUCAUUGUUGGAACUUUGUCCCAAUAUGACCAUUAGUGAAUAUAGAUCAAUUUAUUGUUGAAUGAUUUUUUUAUUAUUUUGAAUAUGGAUUCUAUUAGUUAUGCCGGUCUUGUGAACGAUGAUGACAGUAUAAUUACUGAUCAAAGUGCCAAUAUUACUCGAAAUUUUAUAAACUACAAUUUCCGUGAUAUUGAACUCGCAGACAUACCGUACACAUCGACAUGUGAAGUAGCACAUCUUCCAGUGAAGAAACGCCAAAAGAAACUGCACAAUAUUAUCCAUCACGAUUUGGAAUUGGACAAACAGUGUGAUCUUUAUGCGCCACAAAACCUGAAUCCACAACAAAAGGUGGUUCACGACUAUGUGAUUAAUAAUUUGCAGAAAUGCACACUGAUUCAAGCCGGACCGGGAACAGGCAAGACUUUUACAAUGUUGACUGUAGCCUAUUCCUUGCGAAACAACUAUCCAGUACAUGUUCUAAUCUAUAAACAUGAUCUCUUGAUGAAGUUCAGGCAGGCAGCGCACACAUGACACUUGCCAGCUUUUUCAUGUCGCUAUUUCAAAUCAAAUCUUUUCCUGAUUAUACAGUCUUUGAAAAGCAGCUUACAGCAAAAAUGAGUACAUUGGAGUUUGCAAUGUGUCUCGAAGGUUUGUUGAGGCGAGCAAAAUUGCCAGCAAAUUUCCACAACAGUCUUGUGAUUAUAGACGAAUAUACACAGUUAUACCAAAACCAAUGCUGUUUGUUUUGCUGUGUGUUUAAAGUACAAUCGUGUUGGUGUAGUUGUGUGUGGUGAUCAAAAUAAGUUACAGAAUGUACACAACUCAGUUCAUACAAUUCGGCCUACGAUAUUGUGUAUAGAUUUGCUGAGGCUACAUUCAAUUUGACGAAAAAUGAACGAUGCAUCAAUAGCAAUUACAAUGAAUUUGUAAAUUACAUGUCAAAGUAUUCGUCGGACGACCGUGUGACUGAUUUUGGAUUUGCAUUGGUGGCUUUGGUGUUGUACCGCAAUGUAAUGGGUACACAAUCGAUAAAUGAUAUCCAUUUGGCUGCAGAACAUCGAAAAUUGUCGAAUAUAAUGCACAUGUUGGUGGUGAAUACAGCACAAGCGCCCGUCUCGUUCUAUUACAUUGAUGCUUCGAAUGUGCGUGAACAAAAUCUGAGUCGUGUCAAUGGUCAAUCAACAGCCAACGGGCUGUAUGUACCGAACAUUUUGUAUCAAUAUCAAGAGACAAAUGGGCCUAAAAAAUGUCUGCCGUACAUACCGUUGAUAUUGAAUGGUAGAUAUUUUCUGUAUAAAUAUUCAGAAAUGAACGAAGCUGAGCUCAUGUCUAUAAAUUGUGAUGGACCAAUAUCUCCUGGCCAACACAUUGACGAGCACAGAAUCAAAUCACUGACAAUGCGUUGGUGUCACAACAACGAUACUGUACUUGUAUUCAGAAAAUCAACCAAUGAUGUGACUUUUGACUUGCACCGACAAUAUCUGCUUGGCAACAACGGUGUGGGUGUACUUCUUAAUUUCCCUAUCUAUCCUGUGAAUUUGAUGUCUAUACACAUGUGUCAGGGGCGUACAAUCACCGGUCCUGUGCACAUGAACUUGGACAAAACUACGUACCAGGGUUUGUAUGUGGCAAUAUCUCGUGUUACCGAUCCACAACAAAUUACUCGUGUCAGCUUACCAAAGCCAAUACCACACUUGAUUUCGGCAAUUGUGAAUUUUGAAGAAUUGUGCAAUUAUACUGACGACACAUCAAUUCUACCAGUUCAAUUGCUUGAGGAGAAAUUCAAAAACUACCUUUUAUACGACACGACAACAAACGUGAAGGUGUGCUAUCAUCUAGCCGAACCGGCUGUGAAUUUUCUACAUGCAAAAACCAAAGCUGAAAAAGAAAUGUACCGUAGUACAAUUAUAGAUGGUUUGACGCAUUUCAAGAUUGCACCAAUCAUAUUGACGCCACUAUCACAUACUAUGUACAGUUUCGAAUUGACAAGUCAAAACUGUAUGAAUGUGCUAAUGGAUUAUAAAUUCAUUUUGCUCGCUUUAUCAUGUCUGGACGGUUACGAUGCUGCAGUUUGGUUGAAUGAGUUCAUACGGGCCGAAGCUCGACUGAGUAUACUCAAUUUUAAAACUGAAAAAAUUCUCGAUUUACAAACACCAACGACAUGAAUACAAUUCACGAUAUAACAGCAAUGAGUCGUCUGUAUGAGAACGAUGAGAACACACUCCAUUACAUUGAACGACACGCGUACAUUAGAGCCAAAUUGAAAAGUGAUCCAUUGACACAGUCGUCGUCAUCAUCAGCACUAUUAGAACAAUAUUAAAUAUGAGAGUUUGAUAAAAUCGGUUGUGUUUUGCAAACUAGUAAAUUCAGAGUCGCUGUACAUGAGAAGCUAUCAAGUAAAACUGAUGAUGAAAUAAGUGUGAGCUGGCUGGUGGAUUGGUUGAAAAUCAUGUUGAACGAUCUAAAAUCAAAUCCAACACAAUAUUGUCAAACAACAAGGCUCGUAGUUCAGCCAACCGAUCAUUGACAAAGCCAAUUGUAACCAAGAGAAAUCUGUUUGAAUCAUUGAAAAAGACAUCAUUCGAACUCAAAUCAAGAUAAAAUGUAUAUAUAAUUAUAUAAAAAAAUAUAUAUAUGAAUGUAUAUAUUAUUAUUAUUACGAUGAGCACUACCAUAUGCUGUGUCAGAUGAGUGUGGUGUCUUUCAACGAAAGCCAAAGUGUGAGCAUCUGGUGCAAAAAUAAUAUCAGAAUACAAAAUGUGAAUUUAUACAUUUACUUUCAAUGAACCGAUAAUGUUUAACAAUCUACUCUUUCAUUGAAGUAUAUAUAAUAUUACUCUGCUCUUAUCAAAAUAUAUACAUAUACGGUAGGCCUAUAUAUUAUAUCACUCUACUAUUUCAUCAAAGUAUAUGUAUUAUUCCAUUUAUUCAUUUUCAUGUUAUUUUUUAUAUAUAUAUUUUGUUUGUAGUAUACAUGUCAUGUUUAAAUAAAGCAAACCAAAAAACGC